This is a messenger RNA of Fusarium falciforme, 2670 nucleotides long. Its product is annotated as Mur-ligase-M domain-containing protein. Gene Ontology annotation, biological process: transmembrane transport; tetrahydrofolylpolyglutamate biosynthetic process. Gene Ontology annotation, molecular function: transmembrane transporter activity; tetrahydrofolylpolyglutamate synthase activity; ATP binding. Gene Ontology annotation, cellular component: mitochondrion; cytosol; cytoplasm. Lineage: Eukaryota; Fungi; Ascomycota; Sordariomycetes; Hypocreales; Nectriaceae. The record is from RefSeq and is a predicted model, not a curated record. The transcript is spliced from 8 exons. The coding region runs from base 1 to 2670 and encodes 889 amino acids.
AUGGAUGACAUCACUUCCUCGCGUGGCCAAUCGGCGUUGCGUUCCGUCUCUGAAACUCAACAGGUCGAUACGACAUUGCCCGGAAACAACCGUGAUGAAAAGGCUGUGUAUACCGAAGCAGAGACUACAUCUCCGACAAAUGGUCGGCAAGAUGUGGAACAGCAAUACCAAGACCCAGGCCCUGCGCCAGACGGAGGAUGGAUAGCUUGGAUGGUCGUCGUGAGCGGCCAUUUCGUUGUCAUGAAUAGUUGGGGCAUUAUCAACUCGUUCGGCGUCUUCCAACCAUACUACGCCCAAAUGCUCGACCGCGCCCCCUCCGACAUAUCCUGGAUUGGAUCUUUCGAAGUCUUCUUCCUCUUCUUCGUCGGAACCUUUACCGGCCGCAUGACAGACGCGGGAUACUUUCGACAGCUCUUCGCUCUGGGCUUCCUACUCGUCAUCGUCGGUUGCUUCGCCACCUCUUUCUGCAAGACAUACUGGCAGUUCUUCCUAGCUCAAGGAAUAUGCAUGGGUCUAGGAAACGGCUUCAUCUUCUGUCCUUCGAUGGCUACUAUCUCGACAUACUUUGAGAAGCGGCGUGCUCUGGCUAUGGGUGUUGCUGCCGCUGGAAGUGCCACCGGGGGCUUGGUCUACCCGAGUAUCAUGAGACAGCUCCUCCCUUCAGUUGGAUUUCCUUGGGCUAUCCGUGCCAUUGCCUUUGUACAGCUUGGAACUCUAGGAGUAGCAGCUUGCUUCCUCAAGUCUCGGAUUCCACCCCGUAGGUCGGGGCCAUUAGUUGAAUGGUCUGCGUUCAAGGAACUUGAAUACUCCUUCUACGUGCUUGGCUCUUUCAUGGCUUUCUGGGGAGUAUACUUUGCCUUCUACUACCUCGCAGCUUAUGCUCGAGACGUCCUAGGAGUCAGUUUCACCCGAUCCCUCGACGUCCUGCUGGUCCUCAACGGAACCGGGGCCAUCGGCCGUGUAAUACCAAAUUACAUUGCAGACCGCUACGGCUGCCUCACAGUUCAGAUCCCAUUGGCUCUAGUAACCGGGGUAAUGAUGUACUGCUGGGCAGCUAUAAAGUCCACCACCGGCCUAUUCAUAUGGGCCGCCAUCUACGGGAUAUGGACUGGAGGCGUACAAAGCAUGUUCCCCGUUGGCCUGAGCAGCAUGACGUCCGAUCCGAGCAGACAGGGUACCAGGCUAGGCAUGGCCUUUACGAUUGUGAGCUUCGCCACGCUGACGGGCCAGCCAAUCGCAGGGGCCAUCAUCAAAGCGCAGGGUGGGCAGUACGUCGGGGCCCAGGCUUUUGCAGGGAGCUGCUUAAUUCUUGGAAGCUGUUCCUUUGUUAUUGCCAAGGGCAUCAGAGCGAAGAAGCUAGAUCAGGGUUGGAAGGCCAAGGUGAACUACAAGGUGAACCAGGCAGUUCUCUAUCAAACUACAUCUAACCCCGAUCAGAAUGCCAUCGCCAUUCUCAACACUCGGCGCCGCCCAAAGAGACCAAGCGCAAGACCAGAUGGCACUGUCCCAGUACUCGGUGGUAUUCCAAGCAAGGAUGAAAAUCCCGACCUGAGAGGAACUCCAAGCCUCGCCGGAAUGAAAGAAUGGCUGCAUCUUAUCGGUCACUCGACGGCUGACAUCGACCGCCUCAAUAUCAUCCACGUCGCCGGCACCAAGGGAAAGGGCAGCACCUGCGCCCUCAUCGAAUCCUUCCUCAGGGCCCACGGGAAAAGAACCGGCUUCCCACGCAAAACAGGUCUCUACACAUCGCCACACCUCAUACACCCCGAGGAGAGAAUUCGACUCGAUUUCCAACCCAUCGACCGGGAUCUUUUCGCAAGAUACUUCUUCAAGGUGUGGGAUGCCCUGACUAGAAGCUCAGGCCCCUUGCCUCGUUAUCUUCAGCUCCUCGCCCUAGUGUCUUUUCAUACCUUUAUCAGAGAGGGCGUCGAAGCAGCCAUCGUUGAGACUCGCCACGGAGGCGAGUACGACGCUACCAAUGUCAUUGAGCACCCCGUCGUGUCUGUCAUCACUCCACUCGGGAUGGACCACGUAAAGCAGCUGGGCCCUACAAUUGAAACUAUUGCCUGGCACAAGGCGGGCAUCUUCAAAACCGGAUCCCCUGCUCUUUCGUCUCUACAAGAAACCCCUGGUGCUGAGAUUCUGCUGCACCGCUCGAUAGAGAAAGGGGUCAAUCUUGAGUUUGUCGAGUUGGACUCUCCUUUCCCUGAAGACGUACCACAGUUAAGGCCCGAUGUGCAGCGUACCAACUGCUCUGUUGCACUUGCCGCUGCUGAUCGUUUUCUCCGGGAAAAGAAAGCUGGACCAUUGUCGCCCUCGGAUAAACUGCACGGCAUAAGUCAGUUUUCUUGGCCGGGGCGGUUCCAGCAUGUGGUAGAGGACAAGUUCAACUGGUUCCUCGACGGUGCGCACAAUGAGAUGAGUGUUGUCAAAGCCGCUGAAUGGUUCAUUGAUAACACGGCUCAAAGAACCGCUCCUACGCGUAUCUUGAUCUUUGGUCAAGUCUCGAACCAGAGAAAUGGAGUAUCAGUGCUCAAGCGCUUGGCCAACGAACUCUAUCGCGUCCAGAUUCACCACGUCAUCUUCACUCUAUACGAUCCAAGGCAGGAGUUCGAUGUCGAACCCACUCCAGGUCGGAACGAGCCUCCUCCCUGCGAAACUACGUUCUAA